This is a messenger RNA of Andrographis paniculata, 3074 nucleotides long. RefSeq names its product protein NPGR2-like. Bases 580 to 2793 code for a protein of 737 amino acids. The transcript has 6 exons. The record is from RefSeq and is a predicted model, not a curated record. Lineage: Eukaryota; Viridiplantae; Streptophyta; Magnoliopsida; Lamiales; Acanthaceae. Gene Ontology annotation, molecular function: protein binding.
GUCCCUCUCUCGCAAAACUACCACUUCCAAUUCCAAGAUUCAGCGAAUUCAUCCAAUAUUUAAAACCGGGCAUCAAAUCCCAGUACCGUUUCCAUUCUUUGAGUAAACAAAUCCCAUAAAAAAAACAUCCAUCAUUUAAGCCAAAUUCUCCCGCUUUGGCCUCUUCUGGAGUGAUGACGAAGAAGACUCAGCUCAGCUCAGGUCCCUAGUUAGAUGUCAACAUAUUAUUUAAUGCUUGUAGGCAGAUUUUCCCUACCCUUUUCCAAUCUCUCUGACUUUUGAGCCUUUUCCCUCUGCAAUACGCAGUUAGGAAAGCCCCAAGAAGAAUAGACUGACUGCUAGCUGGAAUAUUUCUUUCUGAAAGAAAUCCUUUGUAGGAAGAGGUAAAGGGAAAGGGAAAGGGACAGAGUCCUUAUUGUUGCUUUGGAUUCUAGGGUUAAAUUCUCCCCCAAGAGAAGGACUUUAAUGCGGGAUCAGAUGGUGUGGUAAAAUGGGUUGUUUGAUGGAAUUUUGUGUGUUGUGGGCACUGCCCAUGCCUUUCACCCAGCUAAAGGGAUGCAAUAACUGUGAUGUGUCGGGAUGAGCAUUAAACAUUGGUUGUACAGACAAAAGAUUAGCUUGAGUUUGAAGUUGAGGAAUACCAUGAUGAAAUGCAUUUGUUCCGGGGAGCAAAUAUUAGCGGACGAAAAAAUAGCUUCAUCCGAGUCUCUUGCGACGCGCGACUAUUCUGCGAGCGGAUAUUCCUCCCGAGCGGGGGAGGUUGAGACAAAGGUCGACACCAGCAACAUUGAAGAGGCAGAAUCAUCCCUUCGUGAAAGUGGAUUCUUGAAUUAUGAGGAAGCGAGAGCAUUGUUGGGGCGGCUCGAGUACCAAAAAGGCAACGUGGAAGCUGCACUUCGCGUUUUCGAAGGGAUUGACAUUGCUGCAGUGAUUCCAAGAAUAAAGAUCUCCGUGGUUAGAAGAUGCGAACUUCCCAGACGUCAUUCUCAAAGCGACAAUGUCCCUCAAAUGUCAAUGCAUGCAGUUAGUUUGCUCAUCGAAGCCAUAUUUCUCAAAGUAAAAUCACUGCAGGCUCUCGGAAGGUACACAGAAGCUGCUCAAUCAUGUAAAGUAAUAUUGGAUACAUUUGAAACUGCUAUACCGGACGGCUUGCCCGAAAACUUUGCAUCCGAUUGUAAACUGAUGGAUACGCUGAGUAAGGCUGUGGAGCUACUACCCGAGUUAUGGAACCUUUCCUAUGCUCCCCAAGAAGCCAUCCUCGCCUACAGACGGGCGCUACUUUACCAGUGGAAUCUCGACACAGAAACCAGAUCCAAAAUCGAAAAAGAUUUUGCUAUUUUUCUUCUUUAUAGCGGUCAUGAUGCAAGCCCACCGAAUCUCCGGUUGCAGAGGGAGGGUUCAUUUGUGCCCAAGAACAAUGUCGAAGAAGCUAUUCUCUUGUUGCUACUAAUUCUCAAAAACAUUACGCUAGAGAGAAUUGAAUGGGAUCCUUCGAUCUUGGAUCAUCUCGGGUUUGCUCUAUCUGUAGGCAGCGAGUGCAGGUCCCUUGCUGGCCAGAUCGAAGAGCUAGCUCCCGACACCCUUGAGAGCAAGGAUAAGUACACAUCUCUUUCCCUUUGUUACCAUGCCGAAGGUGAUGACAUGGUUUCUCUGAAUUUGUUGAGGAACAUUUUGAAUAAUCGAGAGAAUCGUGACAAUGGCUUCGAACUAUUACUUGCUUCAAAGAUUUGUGCAGAGGAUUCGGGCUCUCUUGAGGAAGGUUUGAGCUAUAUCCGCAAGCUGUGUGCUCGAUCGGAAACAUGUUACCAUAGGACUAGCUAUGCAAACUACUUGCUAGGGGUUUCGCUGUCUGCCCAAUCUCGGAGCACCGGGUCCAAUUCCCAGCGGAUCUUGAGGCAAUCCCAGGCGCUGGAGGCACUCGAAACUGCUGAGGAGAUGAGCGAUGGGAGGAAUCCCAGCAUAUUAUAUUCGCUAAGUCUGGAGAACGCUGAGCAGAGGAAGCUGGACUCAGCUCUCCAUCACGCCAAGAGGUUGUUGAAACUGGAAGCCGGAUGUAAUGUGGAGAGCUGGAUUCUUCUUGCUCGAAUCUUGUCUGCCCAGAGACGGUAUGUGGAUGCUGAGAACAUGAUCGAUGCUGCGCUUGAUGAAUCCGGGAAAUGGGAACAAGGCGAGUUGCUGCGCACCAAGGCAAAACUGCAGAUUGCUCAGGGAAAUCUGAAGGAUGCGAUCGACACAUAUACAAAACUUCUUGCAAUUCAUCAAGUCCGGAGAAAGAGUUUCCGACUGCAAAAGAAGCCCAUAAAAUUUUGGUUGCAGGGUAAGAAGAGCAACGAUGUGAGUAGUACGGAGCUGGAGACAUGGCACGAUCUGGUGAAGGUCUAUACUAGCUUGUCUCAGUAUCAUGAUGCCGAGAUAUGCCUUUCGAAGUCGGAAGCAAUCAAUCCUCACUCAGCUUCAAGGCUACAUUCUGCAGGUUUGCUCUUGGAAGCUAAAGGUCUGCACAAAGAAGCUCUAAAGUCGUUUGAGAAGGCGCUGGACAUGGACCCCAAUCAUGUCCCGAGUUUGAUAUCAACUGCGGCUGUCCUGAGACAAAUCAGCAACCAGUCGAUGCCAGUGGUUAAGAGCUUUCUGACUGAUGCAUUGCGGCUUGACAGGACAAACUCGGCUGCCUGGUACAACCUUGGCCUGCUGUACAAAAGCGAAGGCAGUAGUGCCCUGGCAAUGGAGGCAGCCGAAUGCUUUGAGGCUGCAACACUGCUUCAAGAAUCCGAGCCGGUGGAGCCUUUUAGAUGAAGAGGUCUGCAACAUCAUCACAUACAGGAUUGCAACAUAAAAUCAAUGUCAAUUGUAUUUUCUAGUCAUUAAUGCCUGCCAUGAAAGCUUUUUUAGUCACAAAGAUCGCAUUCGAUCUCCUAUUCCAAGCAUCGUCAUACAUAUUUUGACAUGAGAAUAAACAAUGUCAACAUGUAGAAACAAGGAAUUCUCAAAGAAGAAAGCUGCAAAAUGGCAAUGAAGAAAACAUCUGCUAGUGUAAGGAGAUGCACAGUUUGAAAUUUAUUUCUUGUUGAGAUCGA